AUGCCUGAUGAGGCACUGAGGUUAGACAAUAAAUAUCGUCAUGUUUCUUUUAAAGCUAAAUUGACAUUCAUGAGUCUUAUCAUACUAAUUUUAGUAAAAGUAAGACUUGUAAACAGCAUCUUUUUUUUUAUGGGAAGCUCUGGUUGUGUGGUAUUGGCAGUGUAUUGGUGUAUAUUUGCUAUGGUUCCUCGAGAGCCCUACAAGCCAAGGAUAAGAUCAAAUAUUGCCCUUAAAUUGAGCAGAUUAAUGGACAAAGAAAGGCGAAACCUUGAUAUUGAAACCACCAAAUUAAAUGAGCCUAUUUUCGAAGAGUCCUUUAUGAUAUCUGAAACAAUUAACGACACAAUUGACCUAAUUGUUAAAGAAUUUAUUGAAAGUUGGUAUAAUCAAAUUUCCGGUAGUAGGAAGUUCACUAAUUCAAUUAAGUUGGAACUAAGGUAUAUAUUUAGAAACUUGGAGCAGAGGUUAAGGACAAUUGACUUCGCCAAGUUUUUAGUGUCUCGGGUGCUACCAAUGUUGAACGAUCACUUUGAUGAAUUCAUCAAAGCUGAGCUGGCUGUGAGAUCCAAAGUUCAUAUAAAUAAGGCUAAGCAAGGGCUGAAAGAAUUCGAUUUCGCAGUCGCUCGUUAUUACGAUAAAGGUAACCUUCAUCCUGGUGUAACGAUUUCCAUUGAUGCUCCGAAUGACGUUAAUGAAAAGACAUAUUUGAGAAAGAGCAUUAAGAGAAUAUUACCUUACUUAUUGUCUUCGAAAGAAAGCAACUCGGAGAUGGCUAAUUCUUUAGUAACAGAAAUAUUGGCGUGCACAAUACUAUCGAAUAUCCUUCAAAUGCUAAGUGAAGCAGAUUUUUAUAAUAUGGCAAUAGUAAGGUUAGUUGGUGAUAAUUUGAAACACCGUGACCAAGUAAAGCGACUUCGAGCAGCAUUGGAUGAACAUACUCGUUCGCUAUCAAACAAGAUAUCGGCAAGACUGCUUCGAGUUCCGAAUUACAAGAAAUCCUUAGAGCAGUUGGAGAAAGAAUUUUUUGACAUUAAUUUUACUGAAGAUGAAUUCAAUCAACACUUGGACCAAAUAUCGAAGAUGGACUCUAUGGAGCAGUUGAUGCAACUUCAAUCUCAAUUACAGAUUCUUCGAAAGUCCUCAAAAUUUGCUUCAGGCGGUUUUUCAGAACGUCGCGUUAUUGCUCUAGAGAAUUCCGUAAAGCACAGAUUGAUGAAUGAAGAUCUCCUAAAGAAAAGAUCCAUUAAAAGGAUGUCAGGCUCUGAUUCUGAAUCAUUGUCGUUGUCUGAAAUACUUUAUAGGCCACUGAGUUUUGAAAGUUUUUAUAACUUCAUGCAAAAAAGAGGUAGGGAAUCUAUUCUUGGCCUAUGGAAAGAUAUUGAAAACAUUAAAGCUCCUCUCGAAGAUUCUCUAAUUGGUGAAAAUGGAGAAAUUGAGAUUGGAUUAUCAUUAAAGUUUUCGAACCUUGAUGACAUAAAAAAGAUUUAUCAUACCUAUUUCUGUGAUCCACAUAUGCUUAUUGAGUCCGAUAUCGUCGAAACCGUUAAAGAUCUAAUAAAAAGUGAAGGACCUGAGCAAUUGAAACUCUACCAAAAAUCCAGAAAAUUAAUUUUCAAGUUGCAGAAUGAGCUUUAUGAUAGAAUGAAUGAAGAUUUCUCUCUCUUCAAGCAAAGUAAUGAUUUCCGCACUUUAAUAAAAUCUAAUGCUUUAGACUCGAACAGAGCUAACUCUGAUGACUUGAAAUCUUUAUUUUAUGAUGUGCCAGUUCUAGAAGAUGAUGGCGGGAAUGAGGAAGAAGUGAUUAGCCCCGCGGUAGUAAAAGCUGUUCAGGAUGCGUUCACUCAAAUAAUGACUAAUUCUCGUAAUGCUGACGACCCCAUACCUCUGCUGGAGAAGUCGCUUUCUUCAGCUUCGAUACCCAACCAAGCAGAACCCACUUACGAUAUCCAAAAAAAUAUUUUUGGCGAUGGCUCUAGUCUAUUUGGAGAUGAACCUAAAACUAAUAUCAUCAAGCAACCUAAGCUUUUUGAUGACUACACGGAUGAAUCAGAAGCUGACAGCGACUCUACAAAUUUUGAUUCUGACAACCAAUUGCAAAGUUCCCUUGAACUAGAAAAUGGAAGUGAUUCCGGGCUGCAAUUAUUUUUAGCUGCUCCGGGAAAUUUAAGUCUUUCAGAAGAAAUUACUAAGCUUGGUGAUGAUAUUGAGCGUUUGUCAGAUCAGCAAGCAAUAUUGGACCCUUUAUUGAGAAAAGCUGAAUUGACAAAUAAUAUCAGUGAACUCAAAAUUCUAAAGAAGUCUAAAUUAGGGCUAGAGAGGGAGAUAAAGUCUAAAGAGUUACAAAGGCAACAAUAUAUAGUUCAAGAAAACGAUAACAGUCUUUACGGACGAUCCAGGGUUUGCAUUCAAUCCUACAUUAGCGACAGUGAAAAUGGAAAAGAAUUUACCUUAUAUAUCAUCGAGGUUCAAAAACUAUCUCAUGAGGACCCAGACGUCAUUACCGCGGGAUGGAUAGUUGCAAGACGGUUUAGUCAAUUUUUCAAGUUAAAUGAAUAUUUGAAAUCGAAAUUCCCUCAAAUAUCUAACAUUAAGUUUCCGAAGAGAAAGGUCCUGGUUCUAAAGUUUCAGCAGCGACAACUUGCAGAGUUAAGGAAAUCAGCAUUAGAGGAGUACUUAAAAGAGUUGAUCAAGAUUCCCGAAGUCUGCUACAAUAAGGCAUUUAGAUCGUUUCUUUCGUCGGAGAACUUUAACUUAAGAAAAAACCAGCCCUUUGAAGAUGGCUUAAAUGUAACCUACAGGAAAACAAAGAAUGACAUAGAGACAGUCGCCAAUAAAUUUUACAGUGGUUUAUCAAACCGUGUUCUUCCUUCUUUCAUGUCCAUAGAGCAACCGUCUCGUGAAGAUGAUACUAAGGUUAUAGUUGAUAUUAAAGGAAUGCAAAAUGAGUUGAAGCAAUAUGAUGAUAUUAGUAAUAAUGAAGCAAGAACCGCAUUCGUCAAGCCAAUUUGUGACAUCCUCAUUUCAAUAUUCAGGUUAAACAUGUCUAAGACUUGGCUUAGAGGUCGUGCUCUAUUGGUAAUUUUACAGCAAAUAUUUGGAACAACAAUAGAAAAGAAGAUAUACGAUCAAGUUGAUUUUCUUCUCCAAACCAACGAAAGUCUUUUGGAUCUCUGUAUAUUUGUGAAAGAUUUACUAUUUCCGAAUGGAAAAUUCAGGGAUCCCCCUGCUAUCCGUACCAUUUAUGAUAGAGUCACUACAAAGCAUGAAGCAAACGUGCUUUUGUCUAUGUUUAUGAAUGAGACAUGCUCCAAGAUAUUUGGAUUAUCUAAUACUAACUACGCGGUCACAAAUAUAUUCGGUAUGGUUCAGAAUGAAUACUUAAAUAAGCAUAUAGUUCUCGAGAUAUUUGACGGAAUUGUCAGUGAAUUGUUUCCGGAGAUAUAA
Priceomyces carsonii is the source of this 3444-nucleotide messenger RNA. RefSeq lists its product as uncharacterized. Lineage: Eukaryota; Fungi; Ascomycota; Pichiomycetes; Serinales; Debaryomycetaceae. The record is from RefSeq and is a predicted model, not a curated record. Gene Ontology annotation, molecular function: phosphatidylinositol binding. Gene Ontology annotation, cellular component: intracellular membrane-bounded organelle. The coding region runs from base 1 to 3444 and encodes 1147 amino acids. The transcript has a single exon.